UGGCAGGGUUAAACAUCAGGAAAGAGUCCAGAAGGUUCGGUAAACACAGCUGAUGACCAGAUGUGGACAGGUGAGCAGCUUCAGGAUUGGGAGAAGUAGAUUUUAACCCUGGCUGAGGGCAAUGCUGUGAAGCAGCCAAAGUGACUGUGAUGGAUAUGACUGUGACUCGGAAAGCUGCCAUCACCUGGUUCACCACAACUCAAGCUGCGAAGCUGUUGAGAGGUGGCACGAUCCCAGACUGGUUCCAUGGCAUCAUCACCCGGAGAGAAGCUGAAGAAUUGCUGAAGGAUAAACCUCAGGGCUGUUUCCUUAUCCGUGUUGGUGAGAGUCGGAUUGGACUUAGCCUCUCAUACAGAGGAUUUGAUCGAUGCCGCCAUUUCAUCAUUGAUGUAACAACAGGCGGACAGUACAACAUCACAGGAGAGUCAAUAUUCCACAACUCACUGCAGGAUUUGGUCAAUUACCACACUCAAUUUCCUAUUGACCCCUACAAAGAAUGCCUGACUGUGCCUUGUCGACAGCUGAGCCAGUCCACUGUCCAUUAUGAAGAGCUGUGCCUUUUUGUUCCCACAAAGGAGGUACAAGGCUCACCAACUCCUCACUCAAGUUCCUCAAGCUCCAAUCCAGAGCCCUCAGACCCUGCUCCUGACAGGUGGACUGCUAGCCUAUCAAAACAAGUGUCCAGUGGCCCUCGAUUACCCCCAAGAGGAAACCGUCACAAGAUGCCUCCUCUUCCACUUCCACGUCGAGGAAUCACUGACUCGAAACCAACACCAGAGACUAGAACCUCCUCUGGUGGUCAGCCUUCUCUGCUGCCAGUGAAGAGACUUUACCCCUCAUUCAGCCAGCUGACUGCCUUGUCUACAGAGCAGGAGCCCAUUCCUGCUGUAACUGCUUCUGAUCCCCGGAAUCAAAGGAAUCAGCCCAGCAGCCCUGAAACAACAAUGUGCCAUUCAAAUUCUGAAUUUAAGCAUCAAGCCAGUGAUAACCUCAACAGCAGACAAUCUAACCCCAUCCCUCCCCAGAGACAGCCCACUGAUCACCCAAACCCCAGGCCUAUCCCUCCCCAGAGACAGCCCAUUGAUCACCCAAACCCCAAGCCCAUCCCUCCCCAGAGACAGCCCAUUAAUCACCCAAACCCCUGGCCUAUCCCUCCCCAGAGACAGCCCAUUGAUCACCCAAACCCCUGGCCUAUCACUCCCCAGAGACAGCCAACUGAUCACAUGACUGACACGAAAUAUACAGGUGACUCCCCUUCAAAUAUGAGUCACUCUGACCUGCUUUUCCCAGCUCUGAACAACUCCCAUCACUCUCCCAGGACCACACGUGGGCAGUCCCUAUCACAGGGUCAGUUCAUGCCCCACAGACACAUAAUCUGUUCAAGGCAGUUUGAUGAGAAGAAGACAGUGGAAGGUGCUCAGUUGCCGACCGAGGGAGAGGUAAGAGAACAGGAAAGUGGCAGCUUUGAUCUACCUAUAGAAUAUAUGACUCCACCUCCAUAUGCUCCUGGAUAUUAACCCAACCAAAAGAUUGUGAAGAUGUAAUGUUACUGAUAAAAGAUGUCUGCCUUUACAAAGAACAAACAACAAAGAAAAUUACAGCACAGGAACAGGCCCUUCGGCCCUCCAAGCCUGCGCUGAUCCAGAUCCUCUAUCUAAACCUGUCGACUAUUUUCCCAGGAUCUGUCUCCUUCUGCUCCCUGCCCAUUCAUCUAUCUGUCUAGAUACAUCUUAAAUGACGCUAUCGUGCCCGCCUCUACCACCUCCACUGGCAACGCGUUCC
Rhincodon typus (whale shark) is the source of this 1782-nucleotide messenger RNA. Its product is annotated as hematopoietic SH2 domain-containing protein homolog. Lineage: Eukaryota; Metazoa; Chordata; Chondrichthyes; Orectolobiformes; Rhincodontidae. The record is from RefSeq and is a predicted model, not a curated record. The transcript is spliced from 6 exons. The coding region runs from base 150 to 1517 and encodes 455 amino acids. Gene Ontology annotation, cellular component: cytoplasm.